AUGACAUUGGCAAUGUUUCUCGGUCUACCAUGUUCAUCUCGCGAUGCAUAUACAUCUCCUUCUCCCACAUACUCGCCAGUCGAAGAUUGCUUCCACAAAACGUUUUCAAGAAAAGGAAUAUUCAUCGUAUGUUCUAUAAAUAUCAGUUUUGUUAUAUCAUCUAUUUUAAUCAUCUUAUAUGUUAUAUAUCAUCUGUUAUAUCAUCUUCUACGUUUAAAGAAGUCCAUAGCGUAA
Messenger RNA from Angiostrongylus costaricensis, 234 nucleotides. Lineage: Eukaryota; Metazoa; Nematoda; Chromadorea; Rhabditida; Metastrongylidae. The record is from the annotation of a GenBank genome assembly.